UCUUGUUCCCUUCUCCUCAACUGCACCCGCCGGGGGGCCUCCGCCGUCCGAUCUAGGGUUACUGACUUCCCGAUCACCGUUAGCUGAAUCAGAAAGAAAGGAGAUGAUGGGAUUGGGAUGGGUGGGAGCGAUAUUAGUAGGAGCAGGCUGGCUUGCUUUGGGCUACUGCUUUGGCGCGCGUUACCCUCCUGCUCGCAUUUUAGUGUCCGCUAGAGCCGCCAGACUUGCCAAGCACAAAGCAGCAGCUGCCAGUGACGGUGACGGUAACGGCAAGAAGAAUAAGAACAAGAACAAGAAGAAUGAUAAGAUCAGUGACCCCCUUGACGUUGAGAAGCUCGCUGACAUUCUCGAAGAUUUCAAAAUGGUGUUGGUGGUCAGGAAUGAUCUGAAGAUGGGCAAAGGGAAGAUUGCUGCUCAAUGCAGUCAUGCGACUUUGGGCCUCUACAAAAAGCUCCUCCGUCGGGCACCUAAAUCUUUAAACAGGUGGGAGAUGUGUGGACAACCCAAAGUUGUUCUAAAAGUAGAAACUGAAGAAGAGAUGCUUGUUUUGCAAGACAGAGCAAAAUCACUUAAUUUACCAAAUCAUAUUACAAUUGAUGCUGGGAAGACUCAGAUUGCACCAAAUUCAAGGACAGUGAUGGCUAUUCUUGGACCAAUUGAAGUGGUUGAUGAUGUAACAGGUGGACUGAAACUCAUGUAGUUGAUUGGUUUUAGUGGAGUUGGUUAUCUUCAGUGUUUAAAGUACAUGAAAGAGAAUGGUGCUGUGGGAGCUGCAACCUUAGCCAUUGGAGAGAGAAUGUGUCCAGAUCAAUAUUUGAAGAGGGCCUGAACUCCAUAUUGAAGUUCUUCUAUAACAAACUUAGGAUGAUGACGAAAAAUCUCUGAGAUGGACUCCAUGAUUAUGAAAACUGUAGUACUAUAAGGAUAUUUCUCAGGAUUUUGCACCUGUAAUCUUCUCUUCCAUAUGCCCCACAUUUAUGUGGUGAAGAAUUGAACAGCAUUUUUGACAUUAGCAGCAUUUCUCAUGGAUAUGAUGCGUAUCUGAGAUGUUGUAUUCUC
Fragaria vesca subsp. vesca is the source of this 1059-nucleotide messenger RNA. RefSeq names its product peptidyl-tRNA hydrolase 2, mitochondrial-like. Lineage: Eukaryota; Viridiplantae; Streptophyta; Magnoliopsida; Rosales; Rosaceae. The record is from RefSeq and is a predicted model, not a curated record. Gene Ontology annotation, cellular component: cytosol; mitochondrion. Gene Ontology annotation, molecular function: peptidyl-tRNA hydrolase activity. The transcript is spliced from 8 exons. Bases 104 to 700 code for a protein of 198 amino acids.